This is a messenger RNA of Hibiscus syriacus, 1774 nucleotides long. RefSeq names its product V-type proton ATPase subunit H-like. The transcript is spliced from 12 exons. NCBI's taxonomy places the organism in Eukaryota, Viridiplantae, Streptophyta, Magnoliopsida, Malvales, Malvaceae. The coding region runs from base 141 to 1499 and encodes 452 amino acids. Gene Ontology annotation, molecular function: protein binding; proton-transporting ATPase activity, rotational mechanism. The record is from RefSeq and is a predicted model, not a curated record. Gene Ontology annotation, cellular component: vacuolar proton-transporting V-type ATPase, V1 domain. Gene Ontology annotation, biological process: proton transmembrane transport.
CGUCGAAGCUCUUCUUCACGAUCACUCUAUCUGGCCAGAAGAAUCGUGAAGAAGAGGCACACCAGUUGAAAAGGAAAAACAAAAUAACGUACUAUUCAGGAGCUUUAAUCUGUGGAAUUUGAAGCAUUUUUCGAGCAACAAUGGACCGUGCUGAGCUAACCACCGGACAGGUUCUGAAGAGGGAUAUCCCAUGGGAAGCAUACAUGACAACUAAGCUGAUUUCAGGAACAGACCUUCAGCUGUUAAGGCGAUAUGAUAAUAGAGCUGAAAGUGUCAGGGCACAGUUAUUGGAUGAUGAUGGCCCGGUCUAUGUUCAAGUGUUUGUUAGAAUAUUACGUGAUAUAUUUAAGGAAGAAACAGUGGAAUAUGUUCUGGCUUUAAUUGAUGAAAUGCUUACAGCCAAUCCAAAACGAGCCAGAUUAUUUCAUGAUAAUUCACUUGCAAAUGAAGAUACUUAUGAACCUUUCCUAAGGUUGCUUUGGAAAGGUAACUGGUUCAUACAAGAAAAGAGCUGCAAGAUACUUUCCUUGAUAAUAAGUGCCAGACCAAAAACCCAGGAUGGUGUUGUUCCAAAUGGGGAAUCAUCAAAUUCAAAGUCAAAGCUCACGACCAUUGAUGACGUACUAAAAGGAUUGGUUGAAUGGCUUUGCACACAGCUGAAGAAGCCUUCCCAUCCUAGUCGUGGUAUUCCAAUUGCUAUUAACUGUCUUGCAGCAUUGUUGAAGGAACCUGUUGUCAGAUCUUCCUUUGUUCAAGCAGAUGGAGUGAAGUUGUUGAUUCCUUUAAUUUGUCCGGCAUCCACCCAGCAAUCCAUUCAGCUUCUUUAUGAAACUUGUCUUUGUGUUUGGCUUUUAUCCUACUAUGAACCGGCAAUCGAGUACUUGGCAACCUCUAGGGCUCUACCCCGACUGGUUGAUGCUGUUAGGAGCUCCACGAAGGAGAAGGUUGUCAGGGUGAUUGUAUUGACCUUUAGGAACUUGUUGUCCAAAGGAACAUUUGGUGCUCAGAUGGUUGACCUCGGACUGCCACAAAUUGUUCAGAGUUUAAAAUCUCAAGCAUGGAGUGAUGAGGAUCUGUUGGAGGCUCUCAAUCAACUUGACGAUGGGCUGAAAGAUAAUAUUAAGAAAUUGAGUUCCUUCGAUAAAUAUAAGCAGGAAGUUCUUCUUGGUCAUCUUGAUUGGUCACCCAUGCAUAAAGAUCCACUGUUUUGGCGUGAUAACGUUACAUGCUUCGAAGAGAAUGAUUUCCAGAUUCUUAGGGUCCUACUCACAAUUAUGGACUCCUCAACCGACCCGAGAGCUCUGGCCGUUGCGUGCUUUGAUCUUUCACAAUUCAUUCAGCACCAUCCUGCCGGUAGGGUGAUAGUUAAUGACCUCAAGGCCAAGGAACGGGUGAUGAAGUUGAUGAACCACGAGAGCACCGAGGUCACCAAGAAUGCCUUACUCUGCAUCCAGAGGCUUUUCCUGGGUGCGAAAUACGCCAGCUUUUUGCAGGUGUAGUUUCAUGUUAAUGGCUGUAUGGUCGUGCCUCAUUCUGCUAUGGAAUUACUACAGCUAGUGAAUAUGUGGUAAGCAAAUUAGGGUUUGGCUACUUGGGGUGUUCUAUUUUCAUUUCGAGUAAGUUAAAUAAUGAGUUGGGGUUGAUCUGAUAUUUCUUCCGGAUAUUUGAUGGUGUCAAUGGAAGGAAGAUUUAGUUUCCCAUUUGUCAAAACCUUAAAAAAAAUAUAUUAUUUUAUAAAAUUAUGAGAUGUCGAAUAGAAUAGGGUGUUUGUUGU